AUGAGAUUUUCGUUGACUUCCUUGCUCUUGGGAGCGAGCUCCGCACUCACUGCAUCGGCAGCAUGCGACGACAACGUCAAGCACACCGUCUGGCUUGCCGGCGACAGCACGAUGGCGCCCGAUGGUGGACACAACGGCACUGAGGGAUGGGGUCAAUAUCUGCGGUACUCGUUGGACUCGUCCAAGAUCAGGGUGAACAAUUCGGCGUACGCUGGAAGAAGCGCGCGGACAUUUACUCGUGAGGGGCGUUUCCAAAGAAUUAUCGACGAGGUCAAGCCUGGUGACUGGGUGGUUAUUGAGUUUGGCCACAAUGAUGGGCCCGGCAACCCAGCUACGGAUGUUAAGAACCGAGUUGAUUGCCCUGGCAUCGGUAACCAAACGUGCGAGGCAAUCUUCAACAACGCAACCGAAAUCGUCCAGACCUACACUACCUACCUCCGCAACGCAUCCUCAAUCUUCUUGUCCCUCGGCGCCAAGGUAGUCAUUUCGACGUCAACCCCGACGAACCCCUACCAGUCCGGUAGCUUCUCCUGGACCCCGCGCAUCUUCUCAUGGUACUCGUGGUACGUCGUUGAGUCUCUGGGCGGACCGGCCGCAGGCAUCUACUACGUCCCUCACUCGGACUACUGUGCCCAGGCCCUUAAGCUCCAGGGCCCCGAGGCCGCGGUCAAGGGAUACCCUAUGGAUAACACACACAUGGCGCCCCAGCUGGCCGACACUUUCUCGCAAGCCUUUGUUCUGGGCCUGAAGUGUGGAACAUCGCCUCUGCAGCAGUAUGUUGUCAACGCGACUUCACGCAUUGAAGGGGCCCAGCUGGGAACUUGCCUGCCUGUGAACGCGACGCUGCCUAUUUGA
Colletotrichum truncatum is the source of this 855-nucleotide messenger RNA. Its product is annotated as rhamnogalacturonan acetylesterase. The record is from RefSeq and is a predicted model, not a curated record. Lineage: Eukaryota; Fungi; Ascomycota; Sordariomycetes; Glomerellales; Glomerellaceae. Gene Ontology annotation, molecular function: hydrolase activity, acting on ester bonds.